This is a messenger RNA of Triplophysa rosa, 1258 nucleotides long. RefSeq names its product probable G-protein coupled receptor 141. Gene Ontology annotation, biological process: G protein-coupled receptor signaling pathway. Gene Ontology annotation, cellular component: membrane. The record is from RefSeq and is a predicted model, not a curated record. Gene Ontology annotation, molecular function: oxysterol binding; G protein-coupled receptor activity. The coding region runs from base 254 to 1135 and encodes 293 amino acids. NCBI's taxonomy places the organism in Eukaryota, Metazoa, Chordata, Actinopteri, Cypriniformes, Nemacheilidae. The transcript is spliced from 3 exons.
AACCAUUUCAGAUACAAACUUCUAUGAUAUUUAUAGGACCGUGACAGAAAACACGAUCAUCGUUCGUUCUCUUGACAUCUGGGUAGAUGAACUGUUGUAUCACUGUGUCUACAAGUAAAGAGGGUUCAGUAUCUGACUGAUAUUCAAGGUAUUCGGAGGAAGUGUUUUGAAACUUCUCUAUUUGCAAAUAUUACCUCAUUGACAGCAGUGCGAAGUUUCAUUUUAGACGCCCGUAGACUUUCACCUUGACAGAAUGAUUGGAAAGAACACAAACGACACACUUCAUCUGCCAAAGGAAUAUAGAUCUGCUCUUUUGAUCAUAUACAUAUUCAUCUUGCUCGGUGGGACUCAGAAUGUUGUUUUAAUGUCCUGUAUGCUCCAGUCCCAGAGACGCCUCUCUUUCACCAACGUGUCAGUGAUCAACCUAAUAACUGUGCAUUCUUUGUUUCUACUCACGGUGCCCUUUCGUAUUUUCUAUUAUGCUUCUGAUACCUGGAGUCUGGGCAAACAUUUCUGCAAAAUUGUCAGUGUUAUGAUCCAUGCUCAUAUGUAUCUUGCGUUCAUCUUUUACGUCUUUCUUCUUAUUGUGCGUUACAUGGAGAACUUCAGUAAGCAACCUAUGCUGAAUUUCCAUCGCGUUCUUCACGCCACGAUAGCGAGCGCGACUGUCUGGCUUGUCAUAUUCGGCACUAUUUUCCCUCCAACUAUGCUAAAGUAUGGAUUAUCUGCCAAUGAUUCAACUCAGUGCUUUCAAUUUGGUGAAGCUCUUAAAAAACCUGCUGUUAAAAACUUGAACUAUGUUAUUUGUAUAGUGGCGUUACUGGUCUGGAGUGUGCUGGUUUGUUUCCAGAUUUAUUUUCUGCUUUACGUGAGUAAGACUUAUGGCACAUGUGACCGUCAAGAAUUCUGGGUACAAAUGAAGAACGCUGUUUUCCUGUUGGUAAUGUUUUUGUGUUUUGUGCCCUAUCAAAUAUUUAGGAUAUAUUAUGUGAGUGAAUAUAUGAAUUCUGAACUUCAGUAUAAAAAUGAAAUAUUUCUUGCUUUAACAGCUUUCAGCUGCUUUGAUAUGAUUGUUUUUGCUAGUAGAGAUAUAUAUAAAUACUUAAGAUCAAGGGGAUGCAUGUGCUGUUUAUAAUGUCAAUGUUGAUUCUGAGGGGUGCUGUAUUGGUAUUACUUAAUUUUUUUACUUUAUUCUAAAUUACAAGCUUACAAUCCUGUGUGACGAGAGAAUAUUUCAAUAAAAAAUUUUUUUUCCAUG